Messenger RNA from Spirometra erinaceieuropaei, 498 nucleotides. Lineage: Eukaryota; Metazoa; Platyhelminthes; Cestoda; Diphyllobothriidea; Diphyllobothriidae. The record is from the annotation of a GenBank genome assembly.
AUGGGUGCUCGCCGACCGGGAGGACCAGAACGACGCUACAGCGACACUCUGAAGAGCUCGCUGAAGCGAAUUCAGAUCAACCCAGAGACCUGGAAGGACCUCGCCCAGAACAGACGAGUCUGGAAAUUAGCAGUGAAGACUGGCGGAUCGGAUCGCCGCCGCCAAAGUCAAGAGUUAAGCUUACCAGUCUCAGGCGCCCCUGACCCGCAGAAUUGUCACUCAACCCCACCCAACAGGUCCACGCUGUCAACGAACAUCCCGCGCGAGGAUAGGCCUCGUCGGUCAUCUUUAGACCCACCGCAUCAACCGCACCUCCUACUUCACGACCGCCUCUGCUCUAACCCCCACGCAAACCACGACGGCACCCACCCUCACCACCGUUGCUCCGAUCCCCCGUGUCACACUGCCGUAAAUCAGCCCCACCUCCAUCCUCUCUCCCACAGUGGCGGCGGCGAAGACGAACACAACCACCUCUACCGCACUCGCUACCGACCGUAA